This is a messenger RNA of Solanum tuberosum (potato), 492 nucleotides long. Its product is annotated as zinc finger BED domain-containing protein RICESLEEPER 1-like. Lineage: Eukaryota; Viridiplantae; Streptophyta; Magnoliopsida; Solanales; Solanaceae. The record is from RefSeq and is a predicted model, not a curated record. Bases 1 to 492 code for a protein of 163 amino acids. The transcript has a single exon. Gene Ontology annotation, molecular function: protein dimerization activity.
AUGAUUUUUAUAUCAGUUGUGUUGGAUCCUCGAAACAAGCUUGAUUAUGUUCGUUUUGCAAUUGGUGAUAUGUCUGGAAAAACAAUUGGGGAGCCACUUGCUGAUGCAAUGGAUAAAUAUAUGAAAGCUUUGUUUGAUCAUUAUGUUAAGAAAUCAUCAAAAGUCUCUUUAUUUUCAUCAUCUUCGCCUACUUCAUCUGGGAACUCAUCGAGUAUAUCUAGUGUGAGUGGUGAUGACAUCUUUCAAAAAAGAGGAUCAAUGAGAACGAAACUAGAAUUUGUGAGGCAUAAAGUAGUUAGUGGAAGUUCAAGUAGUAAAUCCGAGUUGGGUAGAUAUCUUGCUGAAGAUGUUGAGCCAGAGACUGAUGAUUUUGAUAUAUUAAAGUGGUGGAAAUUUAAUGAGCCAAGAUUUCCUAUUCUUUCUGAGAUGGCUCGUGAUGUAUUAGCCAUUCCUAAUUCAAUUGUCGCAUCUGAAUGCGCAUUUAGCACAUGA